This is a messenger RNA of Mus musculus (house mouse), 3218 nucleotides long. It is a transcript of the gene Cavin1, whose product is annotated as caveolae associated 1. Lineage: Eukaryota; Metazoa; Chordata; Mammalia; Rodentia; Muridae. The transcript has 2 exons. Gene Ontology annotation, cellular component: cytosol; mitochondrion; cytoplasm. Gene Ontology annotation, molecular function: identical protein binding; rRNA primary transcript binding. Gene Ontology annotation, biological process: termination of RNA polymerase I transcription; transcription initiation at RNA polymerase I promoter. The record is from RefSeq and is marked validated. Bases 152 to 1330 code for a protein of 392 amino acids.
ACAGUUCUGGCUAGAGUCCCGGUGCGCACGGACGUGGCUCGAGUUUCCUCCGCUCUGGGCUCCUGCUCGCUGUCCAGUCUCUCGCUCCUCCUUCUCUCCCGGUCUCCCGCUCCAGUUCCACCCGGUCGGCCCCGCACGGCUCCGGGAAGCCAUGGAGGAUGUCACGCUCCAUAUCGUUGAGCGGCCGUAUUCCGGAUUUCCCGAUGCUUCCUCAGAGGGCCCGGAGCCCACCCAAGGGGAGGCGCGGGCCACGGAGGAGCCGUCGGGGACCGGCUCCGACGAGCUGAUCAAGUCGGACCAGGUGAACGGUGUGCUGGUGCUGAGCCUUCUGGAUAAAAUCAUCGGCGCCGUUGACCAGAUCCAGCUGACCCAAGCCCAGCUGGAGGAGCGACAGGCGGAGAUGGAGGGCGCUGUGCAGAGCAUCCAGGGAGAGCUGAGCAAGCUGGGCAAGGCGCACGCCACCACGAGCAACACCGUGAGCAAGUUGCUGGAGAAGGUGCGCAAGGUCAGCGUCAACGUGAAGACCGUGCGCGGCAGCCUGGAGCGCCAGGCCGGCCAGAUAAAGAAACUGGAGGUCAACGAGGCGGAGCUGCUGAGGCGCCGCAACUUCAAAGUCAUGAUCUACCAGGAUGAAGUCAAGCUGCCGGCCAAACUGAGCGUCAGCAAGUCGCUGAAAGAGUCGGAGGCACUGCCUGAGAAGGAGGGUGACGAGCUGGGCGAGGGCGAGCGGCCCGAGGAUGACACCGCGGCGAUCGAGCUGUCGUCCGACGAGGCGGUGGAGGUGGAGGAGGUGAUCGAGGAGUCCCGCGCCGAGCGCAUCAAGCGCAGCGGCCUGCGGCGCGUGGACGACUUCAAGAAGGCCUUCUCCAAGGAGAAGAUGGAGAAGACCAAGGUGCGCACGCGUGAGAACCUGGAGAAGACGCGCCUGAAGACCAAGGAGAACCUGGAGAAGACACGGCACACGCUGGAGAAGCGCAUGAACAAGCUGGGCACGCGCCUGGUGCCCGUGGAGCGACGAGAGAAGCUGAAGACAUCCCGGGACAAGCUGCGCAAGUCCUUCACGCCCGACCAUGUGGUGUAUGCGCGCUCCAAGACCGCUGUCUACAAGGUGCCGCCUUUCACCUUCCACGUCAAGAAGAUCCGCGAGGGCGAGGUGGAGGUGCUGAAGGCCACCGAGAUGGUGGAGGUGGGUCCCGAGGACGACGAGGUUGGCGCGGAGCGCGGCGAGGCCACUGACCUGCUGCGCGGGAGCAGCCCCGACGUGCACACGCUGCUGGAGAUCACCGAGGAGUCGGACGCCGUCCUGGUGGACAAGAGCGACAGCGACUGAGCAGGACUCGCAGGGCUCUGCCCUGGAGGCCGGCGCCUGACCCUGCCGCCCCCUGAUCCCCCACCCCUGCCCACACCGCCUUUCCCUUUUCAAACUUUCUCUUUUGCAUUCUAAGCCCCAGUCUGGUUGGGCUUUUUUUUUUUUUUUUAAACAAACCGGGGGGGGGGGAAUACACCCCCCCCCCCGAAGAGCAGCCCUCCAAAGCACAGGCCUUAGACCGAGGGGAGGUGGUCUCUCACCAGCGACAGCCUCAAUUUGGACACAGUCUGGGUAGGAUAUGGGAAGAAUGACCCAUGCCCUGGUUGUCUUGAUCCAGGAUGCUUUUAUUUUAGCUCCCUAGUUAGGCCCCUCGGCCCCUCCCCAACACAGCUUCAUACUCAGCUGCACCACCCUACUUCCUGAGCUGUUUCUCCUUUUCCUCACCCUGGGAGACUCCAAAGCCCAAAUUUCUGCAAGAGGAAAGAGCAAAUCCUAAAGACAACCCUUGUAGGGGCAGCUUUCUAGUGCCAGCUUGCUCUCCCAGAGAGGCUGAGGCAGGAGACUUGUAAGUUCAAGGCCUGCCUGGGCUGCAGAGUGAGCUCAAAGCCAGCAUGAGCAAUUUAGCCAGAUGCAGUUUCAAAAUAAGAGGUGGUGGGGGUGUAUCACUGAUAGAGCCCUUGCUUAGAAGGAGGGGGUGGGCAAUUCAAAAUUCCACGAAGAUAAAAUGUGUGUAGAGAGACCUUUGCCCAGAGGUGGCCCACUGGAAGACCUGAGGGUCUUUGGGGGAACUAAGGCAAUAGGGUGAGGUAAAAGGCAGAGUGUUUGGUGGAUAAAGGCCCCACCAAAAUAAGCAGAAGGCGGGUAGAGCCUGGGAAAGGGUGGUAGGUGUGUGGGGAGAGGGGCUUAUUUACAAAGCUACAAAACCUGCACACAGGAGCACGUGAGUAUUCUUUGGAAAGAGAGAGGAAGCUAGAAGAGGGUUGAAAUGGAAUUAGAAAGAAAUGCCCUUGUUAACAACACAAAGAAAUUCAAGAGUCCCACUUUGGUAGGAUCUCAAGACAGCAGGGCAGCUUCCGGGUCAGGAGGGAAGUCAGUUUUAGAAAGUGUGUUCCAAAGAGACGUCAGCCUGAUUGGAUUCUCUCUUCCAGAAUCUAGGAACUGCCUUCCGGGAAGCCUUGUUUUCCAUGCCCGGAAAAUUAGGGUUCCAGCAGGGGGCAGCAGCGAGUUGUGGAGAACUGGCAGCUGGGGAAAGCAAGGUGCCUCUGGAGCUGAGCUCCCUAGCUGGAAGCUGGAGCAGCAGGGCCAGCUGGCUUGCCCACCCUAACUCCCUCUCAGCUGCUUCUACCAUGGAUCUUUCUCUAAUGUGAAACUUUAGAGCUUGCCAAGACCCUCCUGUGUUCCUUGCCUUUGGGGCCCCCUUUACCUGAAAGUUGGGGAGAGUGGGGUGCUGCUUCAUGUCCAAGGCUUGAUUUCUUAUAGUUACUGACCAGGUUUUCUCCUAAGGACACAUUUGUUCCCCCUUUAAUGGCUGAUCAGGAGCAGGCAACACCUCCCCCAAUUGAUAGCUACAGGCUACUUCCUUCUCCUCACCUACAUGUAUUCCCUGCUUCUUAGAAUUGUAGCUCAUUGAUAUUUUGGGGUGGGGAGGGGAUGAAAACCACAAACCUUUUAUACCAUACAAAGCUUUGCUUUUUAUUUUUUAUUUUUAAUUUUUUUUUCUUGGUCCCCUUCCCUCCUCUGAAUGCUUGGAGACGGAGAAGCUGAGGAGGGUGGGUAAGUGUUGGAUGAGGUCCUCUGUGCUGAUGGGCUAAUGUUGUGGGCAGAUGCAGUUUCCUGUGGGCUCUAGGGGAGUCCCUUGAGUUGCUGUGUUCUGGUGAGCAGCCGGACCAAUAAACCUGCUUUUCUAAAA